Lolium rigidum is the source of this 726-nucleotide messenger RNA. RefSeq names its product protein bfr2-like. The transcript is spliced from 3 exons. The record is from RefSeq and is a predicted model, not a curated record. The coding region runs from base 9 to 479 and encodes 156 amino acids. NCBI's taxonomy places the organism in Eukaryota, Viridiplantae, Streptophyta, Magnoliopsida, Poales, Poaceae.
GGACUGAGAUGGUGGUGGUGGAGUUGCCCGCGGCGUUGACGGCCGUGGUGGCCGCGCAGAGGCUGCUGGCUCUUCUCGCGCUCGCGAUGGAAGCUGUAAACAGCGGAGCAGAUAUCUUCAGCGAAGACCAGCAAGAAAUUAUCAAGCAAUUUGGCAGAAUCAAGUCUGAAACUGUCCCGGAGAACAAGGAUGGGUCAGAUGAUGAUGACGACGAUGAUGAAGAUGAGGAUGAUGAAACUGGCGAUGCUGACGCUGACGAUGAUGAUGCUGGGGAGGAUUUCUCGGGUGAAGAAGGGGGUGAGGAUGACGAUGAUGAUGAGGAAGCUGACCCUGAGGCCAAUGGUGAAGGGGGAAGCGAUGACGAUGAUGAUGAAGAUGGUGAGGACGGAGAGGACGAUGAUGAUGAUGAGGAGGAUGAAGACGAGGAUGAAGAGGAGGAGGAAGAUGAGGACCAGCCCCCAUCCAAGAAGAAGAAAUGAUCUGUCUAGCUGCUGCAUCUGUCCUUUCAGUAUCUGUUAGCUGUCUGCCUGUUUAGAUGAUGAUUUGGCAGGUCUGGUGCCGACCUGUGUAGCUUGUGGCUUUGGUUGUCGGGUCUCAUAGGGUAGGAGAAUGUUGAAACUCUGAUGCUAUCUCUUGUGUUGGCCAGUUGUGCAUGUAGUCUUAACUUUGCUGUGUUCUGUUAUUGGAGUUGUCAUACCUCGUUAUGCAUUCAAUCUAAUUCUUGUU